GCGCCCGAUAAAAGGAGAGAGCGGAGUGCCCGUAUUGCAUUAUCUCGUGCAUUCAGCCUACCUGGAGAUAAUAUUUGGGACUUGGAGCCGUUGCCCCACAGAAAACGGAACAAAAUGCGUUACGUGGCAGCCUACCUGUUAGCAGUUCUUGGCGGGAACGAGGCUCCUUCCGCCUCAGACAUCAAGACUAUUCUGGGCAGUGUGGGAAUAGAAGCAGAGGAAGACCGACUGAACAUGGUCAUCGCCCAGCUGAAAGGAAAGGACUUGGAGGAGCUCAUGGAGGAAGGGUCCAAGAAGCUUGCUAGCGUCUCAUUUGGGGGUGCGGCUGGCGGGGGCGUGGCAGCUUCCGGAGGUGGUGACCAGGUCGCAGACGGCGGGCAGGCUGAAGCAAAGACAGAGGAAAAGAAAGAGGAACCAGAAGAAGACUCAUCGGAUGACGACAUGGGGUUGUCGCUCUUUGGCUGAUUCCAGUUACUUCCCGUUCUGUCCUCGUUAUGUGUGAAUCCCUGCCACGUAGAACAAAAAGAAUUCCGUAGAUUGGGAUGAUUGUGAUAGCACCAUGGGAAAGUCCAGUAUCAAUGAAUGACGUCAAGAAUGAGACAUCCCCCCCCCCCCCAAACAAAAAGUCCAUUUACUUUAUCAAAUUCACCCGCUCUUCUUGAACUUGCGUGUGUUUUUAUCGGUAUUGGUUUAUUGAAUGAGACAACGAGUCGAUUCAAAGUGCUGUUCUGAAGACAAAAUCAUUCGAAAAACAUACAUAUUUGUAUAUUUUACAAAUGUAUAUUUAUGUAUUUCAUGAAAGUUAUUCUGUGUUAUAAAAUGUGUGUAUAUGUAGGAGACUGGAAAUUGUUAAGAUGAGAUGAAAACAUCAAUAUCGUAAGAAUGGUAAUUCAUGACGUGUAUGUGUUUUUCCGUCCUUGUGAUCAUAAUAGAGAUUAUCGAAGAGACGGAACCCGUGAAAUCCAAAUUCAAAUCCGACACGACAAAACUGUGUUGAAGAACUAGAAUAAACCAAGGUCACGAACCCUCUGAUGGAACCUGGAAUCAGAGUCGUCAGCACCAUGCGAUCUCUUGCACGAUGCCACCAGCGUGCCCCCUUAGAGAUACACAAAUUAAAUGUAUAUUAUCAAAAUGUACUGUAUGUUCAAGGAUGGCUACAACCCCCCCCCCCCUUCCGUUAAAAAAUAGCUGCAGUGUUCUACUCCCCUAUUUUGGAAAUGUUCAAUAGGAGAAACAAUAAAAAAAAAAGAAACUAACAAUAACUUCACAUUGCGACUUUGUCAAAUCGAAUUUCAGUCAUCAGUACUUUUAUUGAGACAUGACUGUUGUAUUUUCGGUAACAGCUUUUCAACUACGAUUCAUACCCUCGUUUCAGUAAGAGGGGAGAGAGAGAGAGAAAAAAAAAGAGAGAGAGAGAGAGAGAAAG
Molecule: messenger RNA, 1426 nt
Organism: Aplysia californica (California sea hare)
Lineage: Eukaryota; Metazoa; Mollusca; Gastropoda; Aplysiida; Aplysiidae
Product: 60S acidic ribosomal protein P2
Exons: 4
Coding region: 115-465 (116 amino acids)
Biological process (GO): cytoplasmic translational elongation
Cellular component (GO): ribosome; cytosolic large ribosomal subunit
Molecular function (GO): structural constituent of ribosome
Source: RefSeq, a predicted model, not a curated record